GCAAAUUUACAUACGAAUAACUCGCACAUGUCACAAUGUGUCAAUAAAUAUUCAGUUCUCAAAAGACAUUGUACCCAUAUUUGUAAGAAUAUGAAGAAAAAGAUCUGUCCUCCUUCCCCUAUCUAUUCCCUUCCCUUUUUAAUUCUGUGGUUUGUUCUCCGGAGGUCGCGUCGCUUGUGUGUCGAAUAUUUUUAUUGUCGUGUUUAAUUUCGUUGUUGUUUUUUCUUUGUAGCUUCUUGUGUGUGUGUUGAGUGGAGUUUAAAUGACAUGUAUGUCAUACCAUUUAGUUAAUGUGAAAAAUAUAAAAGCUUUUUUCUUUCGAUAUGACUGAAGACAUGGACAUAGCCCAAAAAUGUGUUUUGGGCAAAAUAGAACUGGCAUCUAUAGUAGAGAACUCUGAUGGGACUGUGUACUACUCCUGUGUGGAAUGUUCUGCUGGUUUUGAGGACAAGGAAGAGCUUGAAAUGCAUAUGGUCACUCACAACGGGGAGUACCGGUUCUUCUGUGGCAUCUGUGGCAUUGGUUUGAAACGUAAGGAGCAUUUAAAUAGACAUACACUGGAGCACCAGGAGGUUCGGCCUUUUGUUUGUCCUGAAUGUGGGAAACGCUUCAAGCGGAAAGAACAUAUGAAAAUCCAUAUCCGCUCCAUACACAAUGGAGAAAAGAAUGAGGCUUGCCCUAUGUGUGAUAAAAUGUUCCACCGUAAGGAUCACCUAAGGAAACACAUACAGACACACACUAAAUUGUUCAUCAUGGAUCAGAACUCAGAUUCGGCCAGUAGUCAGGAGUAUGAAGACAGUACGGAGGAUAUUAUUGACGAAGAUAUCAAACCGAAUAUAUUAGAGGGCCAGUGUGAAGUCAUCGUGGAGGAGCGUGACGAGAAGUACAACAUGCGGGAGAGUUUCAAUGAAAUUCAAUCUAUUGAGAGGCCUUACGUGUGUCCGGUGUGCAAAAAGUCGUACAAGAGGAAAGAUCACCUCAAGAUACACAGCUGGACGCAUACCAAAAAGGAUAAAGUGUGCUCCGAGUGUGGGAAAACAUUCCAUCGUAGAGAUCACCUUUUAAAACAUAUACAAACGCACAAUAGAGUUUUUGUAGACCAGAUUCCAGACUUAAGAACUCAGGAUUACUCAGAUAUAAAACAGGAAAUAGAUGAAGAUAGCAACACCUUGGAGGGUGAAGUUAUAAUACAGGAGCAUGAAGAUACGUUCAACUCGAAACAAAGUUUUAAUGAAACACAAUCAGCUGAGAGGCCCUUCAUGUGUCCGGUGUGUAAAAAAUCUUACAAGAGGAAAGAUCACCUCAAGAUACACAGCUGGACUCAUAUGAGGAAGGAUAAGAUUUGUUCGGAGUGCGGCAAAGGUUUCCACACGCAUGACCAGUUGCUGACUCAUAUGAACGUCCACCUUCAGUCCUUUACCAUGUACAAGGGAGACGAUGACUACAUCAACGGAGAGCCUAUUGAAGCUGAAGAAUUUAUGACAGAUAACAGCUUGCUCGUCGAGCGCUCGUCUCUAUACAACGGCGAGAGUCGACCUCACGAGUGCGGCAUCUGUCACCGGCGCUUCAAGAGGAAACAGCAUCUGAAGGUGCAUCUCAACGUGCACGCGAAACACACGAACAACAGCGUGUGGUGCGCGUCGUGUGGGGAAGGUUUCCUCUCCAAUAAUGAUUUCGAGAGUCACGAUUGCCAGUCGACGUCACAACACGAUGCAAGCGACGACCAAACGCAGCACGUGCCGCAGGAGGCCAAGAAAGAGAAUAAAUAUCCACAGGAAUAUAAUAAUGUGACCAUAUCGGAGAUAGCAAGUCUUGACAGCUCACAGUACUCAGGGAUUGAGGAGAAACUGCUCCCGACCCCGCAGAGAGUGUUCGUCUGCAAGUACUGCUCCAAGCCGUUCAAACGGAAGGACCACUACAAGAUACACCUGCACAUACACACCGGAGUGCGGUCGUUCUUCUGUCCUGACUGUGGAAAAGGUUUCUACCGCAAGGACCACAUGCAGAAGCACAUGCUGGUCCACAACAAGGCCAAGCCUAAGAAGGAGAUCCCCGACCUGUUCCCGAUCAACAUGCUGCCUAAGAAGAAGCAGGUCUUACCAGAAAUCACUAUACAUGCGCCUUCAAACACGAAGCUGCGCGUACCGCUACAGAUCAAGGUUCCGUACCAGAUGGUGAUGUCGCUGGAUAACGGCGAGCAGCGCGCCGUCACCAUCGACCCGCAGGCCUCCACCUCGUAAUGUACUUUAAACAUAUAACAUCAGGCUAUAGUAAAGGUCUCCGGUCGAGUCUGGAUGAGGCUAGCACAUGUACGAAAUUGGCACGAGAAAGAGGAGGCCUAUGCCCAGCAGUGGUAGGAUAAAGGCUGUGGCUGAUGAUGAUGAUAAUAAUUUGGCUUAGCGCAAACGGGCCACCUAGCCUAGCCACCGGUGUCCAGUUUACAAGAAUUUUCUUCGGCGUACAUAGUAGAAUGAGGCUACUUUAUAGUCUUGUUUACGCCGAGCAUUACUCUCACACUGUAAGGCAAAAUCCUCGUCUCAUAUACAGAAGGAUCGAGCAUUGAUCGCCCGUAGAAUUAUUGCUAUAGGAUUGUAUACUGGCCAAAAAUUUUAUCCGCUUGAUAAUUCGUUUCUAUGGCAAGCCAUCUUUUUAAUUGACGAGCGGUAUUUAAAGUACUUAUGUGACGUAUAGUUUAAAUACACUGGAUAAUCUAUUGAAUGAUCAUUUGUAUACCCCUAUAUCGAUCGUUUUUGCACUGUGUCUUUUGUAUUAAAAACUUAACUUUAUACUAUAAAAAUAAGUACUUAAAGGUCUAUAUCAAAUGUGAAAUAAUUAUAUUAAAAAGUAGGUUAGAUUUAAAUAUCUGCUGCGAUCUCUAUACAGUAUACCAUUUAAUUGUAAAUAAUUUUUAUUUUCUUCUAUUCGUGUGUUAAAUGCUUUGGAAUCUCUGCAUGUACUUUUUGCUUAAGAAAGUAAAAUAUAAGAAAUAUAUGUUAAAUAUGUGUGAAAUAAAAAGGAUAUUUAAAGAUGUAUAAGGUGACAGAUGUAUAAAACUUAAUAAUAAUAAUGACUAGAAAAAUAUACUCUAAUGAUAGCAAAAUAGUAAAAUUAUGGAUUGUUUACACUGAAUCAUAUUAUAUAAUAAUUAAUAACGAUACAUUUAAGUUUACAUACAAGUAUAUUGACAAUAUGAACGAGUGAUGUUCACGCCGUCAUCUCGCUUUCCGUCGACAUUGCCAUAUAUGUAUAAUAAAAAGGAAAACUUUUCCUGAAUAAAUUUCUGUACAUAUUUAAAACUUUUGAAGGUCAUAACGACAGCCAAUAAGGUUUUAGAUCUGAACAGACACAUUAUGUACAAAUAAACACUUUUUUACUUAAAGUUGCAUCAAACGGGUGCAGAUUAUGGAUAAUUAUUUAUUAAAACGUAUAGAGUGUAAUAAAAUAUCAUGUAAACGUGUCACCGUCUUUGUGGUAUUAAUGACUGGGUCCAAAUACAUAGUAUAUUGUGAAACAAAGAUCUCAGAAAUAUUUGCAUAUCGCGAUCUUGAACAAAUAAUUAUGAGUACAUGUCUAAAUAACAUUAAAUGUCUUUCGAAUAUUAACUAAGAAUCUAAAGCUGAUUAAAUGUGAUUGAAAUAAAUUUAAAUGUGAAUUAAAAUUGUUAGUAAUAAGUGUCACAUAUUGUGCCAUGUGAACCAAAUACUCGUCGGUGUGUUGCCAGUUGUAGGCUUUAUUUGUACAAAACAUUUAAUGUUUUGAAUAGUUUUGGUUUAUUUUGAAAUGUAUUGCUACCACGAACCAACAUAUUAUAGUAUUCCAAUUUAAACACCACACGUGUAAAUUGCAGUUGGCAACAUUGGAAUAAAGACUAAUGUUGCCAAGAAAAAAAGACAAUACCAAUUUUUAUUAAUGCAUGCUUUGUAAAAUUAGUAUUUAUUUUGGCUACAGCUGGUAACGACGCUGACUAUACAUAGAUGUAAGUUUAACAUUCUGUAAAGUUCCUCUAUUUUGUCUUUUUCACAGAAAAUCAUGUUGUGAUUCUAAUCUAAGUUUAAUAAUGUGUCAUGAAGUACAAAAAUAAAGAAUUUUGCACCUUAAGUUCUUAAUAUACUAUUAAAAAAUAA
Trichoplusia ni (cabbage looper) is the source of this 4124-nucleotide messenger RNA. RefSeq names its product gastrula zinc finger protein XlCGF58.1-like. Bases 324 to 2240 code for a protein of 638 amino acids. Gene Ontology annotation, cellular component: nucleus. The record is from RefSeq and is a predicted model, not a curated record. The transcript has 14 exons. NCBI's taxonomy places the organism in Eukaryota, Metazoa, Arthropoda, Insecta, Lepidoptera, Noctuidae.